Capronia epimyces CBS 606.96 is the source of this 2169-nucleotide messenger RNA. RefSeq lists its product as uncharacterized. The record is from RefSeq and is a predicted model, not a curated record. Bases 1 to 2169 code for a protein of 722 amino acids. NCBI's taxonomy places the organism in Eukaryota, Fungi, Ascomycota, Eurotiomycetes, Chaetothyriales, Herpotrichiellaceae. The transcript has a single exon.
AUGUUUCAGCCCAUGUUUGGAUCGCACCGGCGCAGGGAGGUGCCGGGGGCCGAGGGCAGGGACACGUCGUCGAGCGAUGGUACUCCACCCUCUGCCGGAGUCGAGCAACCUCAGCACCGCCCUCCGUAUGCAGAGAAGUUCCCGGCAGCACCUACCAAGCUUUCAUACUUGCCUGACAACAUCUGGUACCUUCUUCUCGACCUCGCACUGGCCGGCUUGCCGCUUGUGUUCAUCGUGUAUGGCGUCCUCGCCGCGUGCCUUCACGGCCGACCGACCGCAUCCUUCUACUUCGGCGAUGACGGCUACAACUGGUCGGGCGAGGUGUAUGGACCGGCGAUGCUCAUCGUGCAGAAUUACAUCCCAACCUUCUUCCCCAUGGCGUUCGGCGUCACCGUGGCUCGGUUGAUCCAGGCAUUCGCCUUGUGGCGCGCUCAGCGGGGGACUCGGCUAGGCGCCAUCGAACAGCUGGUGGGAAGUACGUCUCUCGGCGGGACCGUCAAGUCUCUCUGGGGCCUGUUCAUCUUCAACCCGGUCGGGGUGGUUCUUUUCCUGCUUUGGGCGCUGGCUCCGGUCGGAUCUCAGGCGGGGCUCAGGAUUAUCAGUGCCAACGGCACUUAUGUCAAUACCACCACGUUCAAUUACAUGAACACCAGUGCCAUUCCGACGGGUCUUCAGACGGAGAACGACGAACUCCAGUUUUACACCUACGCUGUCAAUGCGAUAUAUAGCACCCUGAUCCUCACCCCAGGAGCCAUGGCCGGGCCUCAGGACCCUUGGAGUAACGUCAAGAUCCCUUCACUCGAAUGGCUCGAGCGAAACGGUGGCUGUGAGGAUUCGGGGUGGUGCUCGCGCGCCCUGGUCAACGAAAAGCAAGGGCUGAACCAAUCCGUCGUGCGGGCGGGGACGUGGACCUCCCUGAGCGGCCUUCCGGUCGUGGCGGGCGAGUAUGGCGUGGGAUUCCAGAAUUUCACCCUUUCGGCCAGCUAUUGGGUUCUCGACUGCACGAGUCUAGAAUAUGUCGACCCGUCGGUCCGGUUCUCCUCCGCCCUCCCAGGCCGGGGGGACUAUGAUACUGACAACGCCUCUUCGAUCUGGAACAGCGGCAAUGCCGAACAUCCAAAUACCUUCUUUGUCGACACGACGACGCCUCUCGCCGGUCUGGGUUUGGCCGAAGGCGAUGCUCGUUCGCAGGGCACCCAAGUGUCCCCCCGAAAUCUGACAUUUGGCUCGCGAGCUCCAGAGGGAACGUCGCUGGCGACUUGUACUGUGGCCAUGUCCUAUGUUCUCGCCGAGGCGAACUGCAACUUCACGGCGCCGCUUUGGAAUAUCGACAAGACGGCGUCAGGCCGGACGUCGGCCGGGGCCUGUUACGUUAGCCGGGUCCGGAGAGACCCAGAUCAUGCCGUGCACGACACGCACACGCCCCUGGAUGUGACAUACCGGAUUGCACAGCGGCUGUUCACCCAGUGGCCCCUGGCCACAGGGACCAUCCCAUCAGGAACAUCCUCGGCGACCGAGCGUUUCAUCAACGACGUCAAUUCGGACUCGCCGUCUGGCAGUAGCAACUCCAUCCUCGUGGCCACGGACUGGCUGGGCUUCAACACGACCGACCAUGACCACGACGGGGGCACUUCGUACGUCAACAUUGCAAGCCUCGACCUCCAAACCUUCACCGAGCGCUUCGCCCUUCUCUUCAACACUUACUGGCACGCGUUUUGCAACCUGCAGGCAAUGACACAGUCGGAGAUCGGACUGGGCUUCGGCUCUGUGUUCCCUCCGAACGUCAUGUUCCAGUCCGUCGACGCCCAGAUGAUGAUCGCCGGCCAGCAUUUCGUGGUCAAUUUCGCCUUCCUCGCCCUGUACCUGGUGUGUUGCUUGGUCGCCUUGGCUGCAGGUAUUCUGGGCUUGAUCCUUCAAAUCUGGACCCUGGUGCCUGAUGUGUUGGGCACGGUCAGCAUGCUGGUCAAAGACAAUCCUUACACGCCGGUCCCUGAAGGCGGGUCGGCAUUGGACGGCCGCGAGUAUUCGCGAAUAGUCAUGAGCUUGCCGGUGAGGCUCUGUGAUGUCAGACCCAAUGCUCCGGUGGGACAUAUUGCGUUGACGAGUCUGCACGUCAAGGAUGAGGCGGGCAUCGUUGCUCCUGUGCAGAGGGGUCGAUUCUACCAGUGA